AUGGCAGGUUUGCUGAAGAAGACCACCGGCCUUGUGGGAUUGGCUGUAUGUGAGAGUCCACACGAGAGGCUAAGAAUAUUUAUGGUUAAAGCAGAACCAGAUGUUAAGAAAUUAGAAGACCAACUUCAGGGUGACCAACUAGAAGAGGUGAUUCUUCAGGCUGAAAAUGAACUAAGUCUGGCCAGAAAAAUGUUACAGUGGAAACCAUGGGAGCCUUUAGUGGAAGAGCCUCCUGCCAACCAAUGGAAAUGGCCAAUGUAA
This is a messenger RNA of Leptonychotes weddellii (Weddell seal), 261 nucleotides long. Its product is annotated as NADH dehydrogenase [ubiquinone] 1 alpha subcomplex subunit 5-like. Gene Ontology annotation, biological process: respiratory electron transport chain. The record is from RefSeq and is a predicted model, not a curated record. NCBI's taxonomy places the organism in Eukaryota, Metazoa, Chordata, Mammalia, Carnivora, Phocidae. Gene Ontology annotation, cellular component: respiratory chain complex I.